UCUCUCUCAAAUCAGAUGAAUUGUUAUCCAAUAACAGUGAAUUGAAUGAAUGACAGUGUUCUGGAGUAGAAUUUCCCAAGCAUUCAUUAGACGCCGUCCCUAUUUUUACACCCCCUGCUUCACAUCAAACCAUGGGUCGUCCUCAACCUGGAUAUGGAAUGCCUAGCAAUGCUUCAAGAAGGCUUGAUGAAACUAUGGCUACAGAAAUUGAGAGUUUGAGCUUGUCAAGCAUGGAGGCUAUGCAAAAUGUUAUGGAACUCCUAAGUGACAUGCUACAGGCAGUAAAUCCUGGUGAUUCUGCGGCUGUAAAAGAUGAAGUGAUAGUUGAGCUUGUUAAUGGGUGCCGCACCAACUAGAAAAAGCUGAUGCAGAUGCUCACUUCAACUGGGUUGAUCUAGUGAAGGAUGGGGGACAUACAUAUUUCAUCAGGUUUCUUGAUAGCCAGGAAGCAUAUCCAGAACAGUGUGCAAUGGCUGCAUUUGUUUUGGCUGUAAUUGUGGAUGGUCACAGACGGGGUCAAGGUUCUUCCAUAGUUAAAAAAUUAUAUAGUUUGGAUAAUUAAUGCUAUGAAAUGUCCUUGUUUUUCCCUCUAGACAGCAAAGCGGACAUUGUCUUGUUUUCAAUUUUUUGUGUGGAUGGUAGUGCGCCAAUGGAGCUGUCCACUGCCACACCAUGAUUUUAUCUGUGACUGCUAACACUGACACUGACACUAACAUUUCAUUACAACCACAAGUCACUUGUUGUAAUUUUGUACUGUUAUGUUCCAUCUCCAUGACUGCCAGAUUAUUGUUUAGCCGUAUCCAUACAUAGAUAUAUAUAUACAUAAUUUUAGACCUUAUGUUAUAAACUACUACAUUCAUACAUAUAUAUUUGGAUAUAAUUGUAGAUUUUCUAUCUGUUAUAAGCUAUUGGAUCCAUACAUAUGCAGGUUCUGGCUACUAUACAUCUCAUUACCAUGAUUUGAAAUUUGUGUACCACAAGCAUAUUGGCAGCUUGUUCAUACUCUUGAGGCUGCUCAAACAAACCUGCUCCUCCCGGGGCAGUAUUGUAAUUUGUUAACUGAGCUAAUGAAGUUUGAUUUCUUUUCCAUCCUGGCAGCUCUAGGGAGAUUUUCCUUUGGUCACAACAAUCAUCUCAAGUCAAUUGUUGCAGCAUAUUGGAAGCAUACUGGGUCUCCUUUGAGUUCCCUGCCUUCUUUGGCUUAUAGAAGAAGUCCAAGUAGUGUUGUUCCAUCUCAGAUUGGUCCAAUAUCGAGAGUUGGCACUAACAGCUCGUCUCUUGUUCGAGAUGGAAGGGUCUGCACUAGCAGCCCUCUUGCUACUUCUGGAUUGGCCCAAUCCUUUGGCAUCGACUCCUUUUGGAUUGGCCCGAUCGUCGUCAUGGCUUGAUAUGAAUGG
Molecule: messenger RNA, 1397 nt
Organism: Humulus lupulus (European hop)
Lineage: Eukaryota; Viridiplantae; Streptophyta; Magnoliopsida; Rosales; Cannabaceae
Product: TOM1-like protein 6
Exons: 4
Coding region: 132-356 (74 amino acids)
Biological process (GO): protein transport to vacuole involved in ubiquitin-dependent protein catabolic process via the multivesicular body sorting pathway
Molecular function (GO): phosphatidylinositol binding; ubiquitin binding
Source: RefSeq, a predicted model, not a curated record